Molecule: messenger RNA, 7430 nt
Organism: Xiphophorus maculatus (southern platyfish)
Lineage: Eukaryota; Metazoa; Chordata; Actinopteri; Cyprinodontiformes; Poeciliidae
Gene: kif21a
Product: kinesin family member 21A
Exons: 35
Coding region: 475-5241 (1588 amino acids)
Biological process (GO): mitotic spindle organization; microtubule-based movement
Molecular function (GO): microtubule binding; ATP binding; microtubule motor activity
Source: RefSeq, a predicted model, not a curated record
AGGAACGGCAGCGCGCGGAUGCGUUUUUUUUCUUCUUCUUUUUACGUGCGUUUCUGCGCGCGCGGCUUUCCCCGUAGCUAAAGCCGUAGCGUCUCUCUCUCUCUCUCUCUCUCUCUCUCUCUCUCUCUCUCUCUCCCUCUCUCUCUCUCUCUCUCUCAGUGUGCAUGUCGAGCUUCAGCCGAAGCUGAAGCUCCCGGCCCGAGCGGCACAAAGAUGCGGUGCAACACCUAACUUCUAGCUCAUAGCAUGGUUUGAACACCUUCAAGGCUGUUUUUCAGCUAGUCUAAAAAUGACGACGCAGAACUGGAGGUGAGAAGCGCCGUUUGCUGUACCGAGGAGUGAGUGCGCACUGGUUUCUUGCCUUUUUUUUUUUUUUUAAUCCCAAGGGAAAUAAGCCAAGAUACAUUUUUUGUUGUUGCAAUACUAUAGUUUUUUUUUUGACAAUUAAAAUUUUUAAUUUUUUUUAACGGAACAAUGACGACGGGCCAGGAUGAAAGUUCAGUCCGCGUGGCACUGAGGAUCCGUCCUCAGCUGCCCAGGGAGAAGAUCGAGGGAUGCCACAUCUGUACGUACGUGAUGCCUGGAGAGCCUCAGGUCAUCCUGGGGAAGGACAAGGCCUUCACGUACGACUUUGUGUUCGACAUGGACUCCCAGCAGGACGCCAUCUAUUCCACCUGCACCGAGAAGCUGAUCGAGGGCUGCUUCGAGGGCUACAACGCCACCGUGUUUGCAUACGGACAGACAGGAUCAGGGAAGACGUACACGAUGGGGACCGGCUUUGAUGUCAACAUAGUGGAGGAGGAGCUGGGGAUCAUUCCUCGUGCCGUCCAUCACCUCUUCAAGGGCAUUGAGGAGCGCCGGCAGGUGGCCCAGGAGCAGGGACGUCCGGUACCAGAGUUCAAGAUCAACGCACAGUUCCUCGAGCUUUACAAUGAGGAGGUCCUGGACUUGUUUGACUCCACACGAGACAUGAAGCAGAAAUCUCACAUUAAGAUCCACGAAGACGCCAAUGGAGGAAUCUAUACGGUUGGAGUGACCACACGGACUGUUUCCUCAGAGGCUGAGAUGAUGCAGUGCCUGAAGCUAGGCGCUCUGUCUCGUACGACAGCCAGCACUCAGAUGAAUGUCCAGAGCUCCCGAUCCCACGCCAUCUUCACCAUCCACCUGUGCCAAGUUCGCGUCUGUGCCUCUGACAAUCAAGAAGGUGAGAAUGAUAACAAGGUGUCUAAUGGAAACGGGGAGAUGGACGAAUACGAGACGCUGACCGCCAAAUUUCACUUUGUGGACCUGGCUGGUUCUGAGAGACUUAAGAGAACCGGAGCGACGGGCGACCGGGCCAAAGAGGGCAUCUCCAUCAACUGUGGAUUGCUGGCGCUGGGGAACGUAAUCAGUGCUUUAGGAGACCGAAGCAAGCGGUCUUCUCACGUGCCUUACAGAGACUCCAAACUGACCCGACUGCUGCAGGACUCGCUGGGAGGAAACAGCCAAACUGUUAUGAUCGCAUGCAUUAGUCCAUCUGAUCUUGACUUCAUGGAAACCCUGAACACGUUAAAGUACGCCAACCGAGCCCGCAACAUCAAGAAUAAGGUGAUGGUGAACCAGGACAAGGCCAGCCAGCAGAUCAGCGCACUGAGGACCGAGAUCGCCCGACUGCAGAUGGAGCUGAUGGAGUAUAAGACGGGUAAACGCAUGGUGGGCGAGGACGGCGUGGAGAGCUUCAGCGACAUGUUCCAUGAAAACUCCAUGCUGCAGACUGAGAACAGCAACCUGAGGGUGAGGGUGAAAGCCAUGCAGGAGACCAUCGACGUCCAGAGGGCUCGCCUCACCCAGCUUCUCAGCGAUCAGGCCAACCAGGCUCUGGCCAGGGCAGGUGAAGGAGGCACGGAGGAAAUUGGAAACAUGAUACAGAGUUACAUCAAAGAAAUCGAAGAUCUUCGGGCUAAGCUGCUGGAGAGCGAAGCGGUGAAUGAGAACCUGAGGAAGAAUCUGUCCCGCGCCUCCACCCGUCAGUCGUUCUACGGAGGGCCCGGCUCCUUCUCCAACGCUCUGAUGGCCCCUGAGAAAGAGACUGCCGACAUCAUUGAGCUUGCUAAGAAAGACCUGGAGAAACUGAAGAAGCGAGAGAAAAAGAAAAAGAAAAGACUCCAGCAGCUGUUGGAGGAGAGAGAAAGGGAGGAAAGGGAGGAGGUGGUGAAGGAGGUGGAUGCCAGCGUAAACAAAGAAGAAGUUCCUGACAACGAACAGGAGAAACCAAAUGAGAAGGAAAUGAACGAAGAGACUGAAAUGGAUGUACAAGACACCAGUGAUCAUGAAGAUGGAGAGGAUGAGGAAGAAGAGGACGAAGAGGAGAUGGAUGUGGAGGAGAGCUCUGAUGAUUCGGACUCGGAGUCGGAUGAAAAAGAGAACUACCAGGCUGAUCUGGCCAACAUCACAUGCGAGAUCGCCAUCAAGCAGAAACUGAUCGACGAGCUGGAGAACAGCCAGCGGCGUCUGCACACACUCAAGCAGCAGUACGAGCAGAAGCUGAUGAUGCUGCAGUGCAAGAUCAGGGACACCCAGCUGGAGCGUGACCGCGUCCUUCAGAACAUGAAUUCUGUGGAAAGUGGCACAGAGGACAAGGCUCGUAAAAUCAAGGCUGAAUAUGAGAAGAAGCUGAGCGUCAUGAACAAGGAGCUUCAGAAGCUCCAGUCGGCUCAGAAGGAACACGCCCGCCUGCUGAAGAACCAAUCGCAGUACGAGAAGCAGCUGAAGAAGCUCCAGAUGGAUGUGACUGAAAUGAAGAAGACAAAGGUUCGUCUUAUGAAGCAAAUGAAGGAACAGCAGGAGAAAAACCGACUGAAUGAGUCGCGCAGGAACAGAGAAAUUGCCUCUUUGAAAAAGGACCAGCGAAAGCAAGAGCAUCAACUAAAGCUGCUGGAGGCUCAGAAAAGGCAGCAGGAGCUAAUUCUGAGGAGGAAGACUGAGGAGGUGACUGCUCUGAGAAGGCAGGUGAGGCCUACUUCAGGUAAAGUGGUCCGGAAAGUCAACCUUCCAGAGACGGUUCAGGACUCCAGUCACCGCCCGCCUUCCGGACGCCUGUACUCCUCCAGCAGCACGGCUGCCAACGGCACAUGGUCUUCCUACAGGCGCACAGCUGGUGUUUAUUCCACCAGAGUCGCUCGUAACAAAUGGCAGACCCUGGAGCGGCGCAUCUCAGACGUCAUAAUGCAGAGGAUGACCAUCUCUAACAUGGAGGCCGACAUGAACCGUCUCCUGAAGCAACGAGAGGAGCUGACGAAGCGAAAGGAGAAGGUGAUCAGGAAGCAGAACCGGUUGCUGAGAGAGGGUCUGGAGGCAGAGAAGACCGUGCUCCCGCUCAACGAGGAAGUGGAUGCGCUGACAGCCAACAUUGAUUACAUUAAUGACAGCAUUGCCGACUGUCAGGCCAACAUCAUGCAGAUGGAGGAAACCAAGGAGGAGGGUGACACAGUGGAUGUCUCUGCUAUUAUUGGUUCUUGCACUCUGGUUGAAGCUCGUUUCCUACUGGAUCAUUUCAUGUCCAUGGCAAUUAACAAGGGUCUGCAGGCGGCUCAGCGGGAGUCUCAGGUGAAGGUGAUGGAAGGCCGUCUGAAGCAGACUGAAAUCACCAGCGCCACACAGAACCAGCUGCUGUUUCACAUGCUGAAGGAGAAGGCCGAGUUCAACCCGGAGCUGGACGCGCUGCUGGGAAACGCUCUGCAAGAGCUAGGUAACUUCCCAGUUGAAAAUGGGGAUGAUAGCAGCAGCGAUGAGUCAGCCCAGAGUCCCUCAGCAGAAGGAACCACAUUGGCAUCGGACCUUAUGAAACUUUGUGGGGAGUCCAAAACAAGGAGCAAGGCCCGCAGGAGGACCACCACUCAGAUGGAGCUUCUGUAUGCAAACAGUGAAUCUGCCGGUGAUGCGCCCACUGACUUCUCUGGCCCCAUGCUGUCUUUGGCUGAAACCCCAGAUGGAGGUGGAGUGGACAUGGACUUGUCGGGCCCAUCAGUCAGAGACUACACAGCUCUUUCCCCUGGCUUUUCCUCUAAAAUGGGCAGCAUCUCUGGCUCCAGAAUUGUGUCAGGUUUGGAGAAGCGAACCCCAGAGCCGUCCCCACUCUCUCGCAGGAAGACCUAUGACAAGGCACAAGCAGCGGCUGACAGGGCAAAGGUCAAGGAGAAUAAACAGGGUGUUAUCAACCCAGUGCCGUCCACUAAGAGCAGCCGCUCUGCGACGUUGCAGUGCGUUCACGUGGCAGAGGGACACAGCAAAGCCGUGCUGUGUGUAGACUGCACCGACGACCUUUUGUUCACCGGAUCCAAAGACCGGACCUGUAAAGUGUGGAACCUGGUGACGGGUCAGGAGAUAAUGUCCCUGGGAGGCCACCCUAACAACGUGGUGUCGGUCCGCUACAGCUCCAGUCUAGUCUUCACCGUCUCCACUUCGUACAUCAAAGUGUGGGACAUCAGGGACUCGGCCAAAUGCAUCAAAACUCUAACGUCCUCUGGUCAGGUCAACAUUGGGGAUAUCUGUGCAUCUACCACCAGUCGGACGGUCACCAUCCCGUCAGGGGAAAACCAGAUCAACCAAAUUGCUCUCAAUCCCAAUGGAAUGGUCCUCUAUGCUGCUGCUGGGAACUCAGUUCGGGUGUGGGAUCUGAGGAGAUUCGUUUCCACCGGAAAGCUAACGGGUCACCUGGGUCCUGUCAUGUGUCUGACUGUGGAUCAGUCUGGAAACAACCAAGACUUGGUGAUCACUGGGUCCAAGGAUCAUUACAUUAAGUUGUUCGAUGUAAGUGAAGGCUCUCUGGGGAGCGUCAGCCCUACGCACAACUUUGAGCCUCCCCACUAUGAUGGUAUCGAGUCACUGGUGGUCCAGGGGGACAUUUUCUUUAGCGGUUCCCGCGACAACGGAAUCAAAAAGUGGGAUCUGGAUCGGAAAGACUUGCUGCAGCAAGUCCCAAAUGCUCACCGUGACUGGGUUUGCGCCCUCGGCAUCGUCCCCAGCUCCCCGGCCUUGCUGAGUGGCUGCAGAGGAGGGGUGCUCAAGCUCUGGCACACAGACACACUGGGGCCUCUGGGGGAGCUCAAGGGUCAUGAGAGCCCCAUAAACAGCAUCGCUGCGAACAGCAGCCACCUGUUUACAGCCUCCGAUGACCGCACAGUGAAGAUCUGGCGCGCCCGCGGCGGUCUGGACAGCACCUUAGAGGGUGUGGACAACGCAGACGAGGUGGCCAGUAACUGAGUGCAGCACCACCUGCCUGUGUUGCUCCAGAAGGAUGUAACUGCAUUCUGUGAUGCUGCUGCUCUUGCACUUUGCCCUCAAGCAUCUUAACCCAGCGCUGACUCUGAAUAUGCUCACUGUCUUGACCAUACAAUCGUAGACUCAGCCCAAACUUGCUCAGUAAUCUCAUAAUCUCUUAAGGUAUUUCUUUCAUUUCAAUGUUCGGGACGGCUCCGUUUUAGGUUUUCCGCUGUACGAACUGCAGCAUCGUGAGUUUCUCCGGAUUGUCAGUUGAAAUGACGAGUUCAUUCCAAAUCUCGAAAGUGUCCGCUGACGCACGCUCUCGAAGGGGGUUACUGUGUCCGAGGUGGUGCAGAGACAAGCAGCUGAUCCCCACCUGCAUCGAAAGGAUUCUGAACCGCUGAGAAAACCCAAGCAUGAGCUGCGCCAGGCCACGCUAUGGAAACGUGGCAUAGACUCUGACUCUGUCCCCUCUCAAUUACAGUUUCAAGGAAAAACGCCUUUUCUGCUUGUGCCGUAGAAGAGUAAUCAUAGAAGCUUGUACUUUGGGAACAGACACAACGAUACGGUUUCUAGAGUAACUGUUCAACUUUACAGUAAAUCUUGUUCUAGGAGACAAAACAGAUGAACUCUUACCCAGAAACAAAAGACUUCUCAGAUUUGGGAAGAACUGAUAGGAAGACUUGUUGUAGAAGGAAAAUUUGGUAGGUUUAGAGUUGAUAGCGAUCACUUUUUAAUUCAUUUAGUAGAUUUCUUUCACAACAGAACCAACUUCUCACAUAGCCAUUCCUGAGGGAAAACUAACAGGAGACUGUCUCAUCUCAGCUCUGCUUUAGUCCACCAAGCAAAUCUAUGCGACAUAUGCGAAGUUAAGAUGUUACCACUAAUAUGAAUGAUAUCUGAAGCUACAUCAACCUUUUUUUAAAGUUAUUAGUUUAAAACAAGUCAUUAUGUCUCGUACAAUUUUGGAAUUUGCAGGAUUUUAUGCAUCAAUUUCUUUGGUUGUUUCUUUUUCUUCCUUUGUUUUUAAAAACCCAUUCUUGCAGAAUGAACUUCUCUACCGUGAAAGUUCAGAGGUUUGUGGCCAAUUUUAAGUCUUAAAUUUUUCUAAAGCUUCGAUCUGCUGGUCCAGAUUUUGGCUAACUCUAAUUUCUUCUAUAAGGACUGUAAAACAAGAAUGUACAAAACAGCAUUUGUUUGUUUUUGUUGUGUGUUUUUUUUGCCUUUGUUUCUUUCUUGUAACAAAGAACGAAACAAAAACCAAAAUCAUUUUAAACUGGACUUAGCAUCAUGUAUUAGCAGCAGCACCAUUAGCUUGGCUAGCAUUUCUAAAACCAGUCUCCAUGGAUACAUCCUAGAGAAUGUAGAUAUUUAUGUUUACGGAGAUCUCCAAAAGGCUGCCAACAUUUUCUAAAACCAGCAUGUUCUGACUCACGGUAAACAUAAAACAAUAUGUUUUAUGGAAUUGUCAGCCUUCCAAUUAUCUAUUGAAACUUCUGCUUUCCCAUAGCCUGAAUGAAAUUCAGAUUCAGUUUUAUCCCAAAGAAAAAAAACUUUCCACCUCUUCUUCUCGCUUUAGACACAUGAACUAUUUGGAAAAACUGCUAACUUUGAGUCUUCUCUCAUUUGCAGCAUCCAGAAUCGUCCAGUUCCAGUCAGCCCCUCAUUUUUCUGAGUGUCUCUAAGUAAACUGCAGACCUUCUAAAGGGCGAAGCUCUUAGUUUUAGCCUCUUAAAGUAAUGAGAAGAGUGGAAAUCUCCUUCAACUUUGUGGAACUAGUCCUUUAACACUUUAGCACUUGUAAAAAAAGACAGUAACACAGUUAAGCUUUGAGGCUAAUGUAAUUGUUAAAUAUGAGCAGGUUUAAACUAUAAACACACCACCUGUUCUUGUGUCAUUGUGUGACAAUCUGUGAAUCACGCACUACUAGAUUUCUGUCCCAUUGCUGCUCACUUUCUUUAGCCUUAUGACUGGUCGUCUCGUUGCUACAGGUGAGCUCCACCUGAUAUUAUGGCCCCACUCUCUGUAGAUAUUUAACUAUAUGUUUUUGUUUUCAUUAGGAGAAGAGAGGCCUUCAAUACGAUGGCAUGUUAGGGCGAGUAUAGAGAGGAAAAAAUUUGUAAUUUACUGCCAAAAAAAAACUCAGAAAUUUUUAGAUUCAUUUCAGGAAAUUUCCAGGAAAAACAAAG